Molecule: messenger RNA, 1255 nt
Organism: Triticum aestivum (bread wheat)
Lineage: Eukaryota; Viridiplantae; Streptophyta; Magnoliopsida; Poales; Poaceae
Product: hepatoma-derived growth factor-related protein 2
Exons: 3
Coding region: 111-884 (257 amino acids)
Source: RefSeq, a predicted model, not a curated record
AAAACCGCAACCCGUGGGGAACGAGGCUGCAAUCCCCAAUCUCCCACUCGCCGGAGCACCCCACCCAACCGCCUCGGUCGUCGGCGAGGAACCUGCUCCGGUAGGCGGAGAUGGGCGGGCACGGCGGGCUGAACAUCCUGCCGCAGAAGCGGUGGAACGUCUACAGGUUCGACAACCAGGAGAAGGUCCGCGUCGACGAGGCCGAGGCCGCCCGCCAGGACCAGCUCCAGCGCGAGGCCACCCGCCGCCGCGAGUCGCACGCCCGCCUCGUCGCGCUCCGCCGCAACCGGGGCCUCCAGUCCGACUCGCCCUCCCCUCCCCGUGCCCCAUCUCCACCCCCCUCCUCCGCCCGGUCCGCGGAUCAGGUCGCCCCGCCGCGGCCUCCACCCCCUGCCGCCCGGCCCGCGAUUCCACCCCCCGUCGCCUCCGACGGAGACCACAUCAACCUCUUCUCCGGCGGCGGUGGGGCCGCUGACUUCGCCGCGCUUGCCUCCGCUAGCGGCGGGAGAGGCGCAGCUCGGGAGAGGGAGCCUGCGGCAGACACUAAGCCAAACCCUAAGAAGCGUAAGAAGGAGGAGGAGGUUAGGACGGCGGGGCCUGACGACGAGAAGUACAAGCUGGGUUAUGGCCUUGCCGGCAAGGGCGUGGCUGCGCCCUGGUACAUGUCGAAGCCUUUUGCUUCCUCCUCUAAGGAGAGGAGAGAUUACCCCGAAGGCAACGGGGAGAAGAGGAGUGGAGGGAAGAAGAGUAUCGAGGAGCUUAGGGAGGAGAGGAGGAAGAGGGAGGCCAAGGAGAAGGAGCGUGAGCGAGCUUUGCUUGCCACUACAGCAAGGAAGGAGAGGCAGCCAGACCGGGGCUACUCGUCGAGGUAUGUGCGUCGAUGAUGCAAGGGUUUGUGUGAUUUUAUCUGCAGGAUCUGCAAUGGAUGAUUAUUUGAGAAAACCGAAGAUGGACGUCUCUAACUUGCAUGCAAAUGUUUUGAAAGAUCAAUGCGGAGACAAAAAGACAUGUAGCUCAAGUGCCAUUGGAUGAACUUUCAAGCAGUUCAAGAAUAUCUCAAUAUAAAGAUUCAUUAGCGAUUAGCUUGUGUAUUUUUUUCCUACUGUAAGACGAACAAGUGUGUUAGUGUAGCGUGCCGAUCCAGCAAUCACGCCCUCUGUUCUUGUAAAUUUUAUCAACUCUUACCUGGUGUAUACAAUUGCUUGGGUUACGGUCUGCACUUUGUAAAGAAAACACUCCAAUGUGUUGCACUACA